GCAGGUAUUGCAGGUUCUCUUAUGAGCGCUAGCGCCUGCACGAUGCAUGACAGGCGCUGCGCCGCAGGGGCUGGUUCCCAGCACUCGCGAUAUUAUACGACUGCUGCGUGCUCUCAGCUGCUCGUUCUGUACCUUACCCUCAGCUGCGCGCUAGCAUAAAUAUUGCGGGCCCGCCAUGAUUAUCCCAGACUCGAAAGCACAACUCUUGGGAAUGGGAGCCGAGCCGCAGGACAGGGAGCUGCCACCGCUGCCGUCAGAGACGUCGGAUAACCCGCCUCCGUACGAGAGUGCUGGGCAGGACGCCGCGCCGGAGCCAGCAGUCGCGGGGCUCGAUGUAGCCCCGACCAACAAUCUGGUCAUCCACACACGUCGCUCGCCGAUCACCGGUAAAUUCCGCAUCAACCCUGAGGACACAAUCCCCUACGCCCCAGAUUACCUCCGUAGAGUGAACAAACGCCGCUGCUACAAAUCUCGGCCCACGCUGAACGCAUCCUUUUACACCAAACAUGCGCCCAUCUCCCUUGACCUGGGCAUAGUCAGCAGGUCGCAUGAGAACAUGACCUCGUUCGUCGAGGUCAACAGUCGGUCUGGGAACAUUACUAUCAAUCUGUCCCUUGAAGCUCCAAAGCACAUCAACCUGGAUGUUUGGACGCGCAGAGGCAACGUCGUCGUCUUCCUCCCGAAGAACUACUUCGGUGCCGUCAAAGUCUAUUCCAAGCAUGGGCAGAUCCUGUUCCUCCCCGCGCUGUCGCGCGUCAUGCGGCUCGCCAAAAUGAACGAGCGCGACGCGAUGAUAUUCGUCGGGCAGGCGGGUGCCAGCGAUCCGCACCAGAUCGAGGACAACUCGACGAAGCACGCGGACUUCUGUCAGCUUGCGUCCCGACACGGCGACGUGGUCGUGGGCCUGCGCGGGGAGGACACAUACAAGCGGGAAGAUAACGGUUUCUGGAAGAAAUUGGGGACCUAUCUGCGGGGGGAGGCGCUGCCAGUGCCACCUGCGCCUGCAGAGGUGCCGGCCCGACUGCACGUCUGAUGAGGCUUAUCUGUCGUUUGCAUAUAUUCAGGAUCACCCUCCCUCGCCCUGUAUCAUGUAAUCUACAACGCUGCUGCAUAUGUACACCUACUUUCUGUGCUGAUAUAUCUUCCUGUGCUCGACGAUCC
Molecule: messenger RNA, 1161 nt
Organism: Gloeophyllum trabeum ATCC 11539
Lineage: Eukaryota; Fungi; Basidiomycota; Agaricomycetes; Gloeophyllales; Gloeophyllaceae
Exons: 5
Coding region: 176-1033 (285 amino acids)
Source: RefSeq, a predicted model, not a curated record